Pipistrellus nathusii (Nathusius's pipistrelle) is the source of this 2166-nucleotide messenger RNA. The record is from the annotation of a GenBank genome assembly. NCBI's taxonomy places the organism in Eukaryota, Metazoa, Chordata, Mammalia, Chiroptera, Vespertilionidae.
AUGGCGCCCCCUCGGGACGUGGUGAAGAUCGCCGUUCAGAAGCGUGACGCCAUCCCGCAGCUCAUCCAGCUGGACCAGGCAAAGCCCCUGGCCGCUGUGCUGAAGGAGGUGUGCGACGCGUGGAGUCUGGCUCACUCUGAACGCUAUGCCCUGCAGUUUGCUGAUGGGCACAAGAGAUACAUCACAGAGAAUAACCGCUCAGAGAUCAAGAACGGCAGCAUCCUGUGCCUCAGCACCGCCCCAGACCUCCAGGCUGAGCAGCUGUUGGGUGUGCUGCAGAAUGGGAGUCGUGAAGGGCGCCGGGAAGCGCUGCAGCAUCUCGUCCUGCUUGCUCCAGACAUGACCUUUGCGCAGGAGGUCAUCAGCCGUGAGGGGCUUCAGAAGCUAGGCACCAUCAUUGAGGAAGGGGAUGACCUAGGAGAGGAGCUGGCCCUCGCACUGCAGGUCUUCUUGGAGCUCAUGGAGCACGGCGUGGUGUCCUGGGAGACACUCAGUGUCCCCUUUGUUAAGAAGGUGAUACGCUAUGUGAACAUGAACCUGAUGGACGCAUCUGUGCAGCCCCUGGCCCUCAGGCUGCUGGAAAGCGUGACCUUGAGCAGCCCUACCCUGGGUCAGCUGGUCAAGAGUGAGGUGCCCCUGGACAGGCUGCUGGUACACAUACAGGUGAUGAAUCAGCAGCUGCAAACCAAGGCCAUGGCACUGCUGACAGCCUUGCUGCAGGGGGCCAGCCCUGCUGAACGUAAGCACAUGCUGGACUACCUGUGGCAGAGAAACCUUCGCCAGUUCAUCUAUAAGAACAUCAUCCACAGUGCAGCCCCCCUGGGCGACGAGAUGGCUCACCACCUGUACGUGCUGCAGUCCCUCGCCCUGGGGUUGCUGGAGCAGCGCAUGCGGACACCGCUGGACCCCUACAGCCAGGAGCAGCGGGAGCAGCUGCAGGCCCUGCGCCAGGCGGCCUUCGAGCUGGAAGGGGAGUCUCCCAGUGCCGGGGGGCUGAGUGCUGACCGGCGCCGUUCCCUCUGUGCCCGGGAGUUCCGCAAACUGGGCUUCACCAACAGCAACCCCGCACAGGACCUAGAGCGCGUGCCCCCCGGCCUGCUGGCCCUGGACAACAUGCUCUACUUCUCCCAGCAUGCCCCCAGUGCCUACAGCCGGUUUGUGUUGGAGAACAGUAGUCGUGAGGACAAGCACGAGUGCCCCUUUGCCCGGAGCAGCAUCCAGCUGACUGUGCUGCUGUGUGAGCUGCUCCGUGUCGGGGAGCCCUGCUCCGAAACGGCCCAGGACUUUUCGCCCAUGUUCUUCAGCCAAGACCAGAGCUUCCAUGAGCUCUUCUGUGUGAGCAUUCAGCUUCUGAAUAAGACCUGGAAGGAGAUGCGGGCCACACAGGAGGACUUUGACAAGGUCAUGCAAGUGGUCCGGGAGCAGCUGGCCCGCACGCUGGCCCUGAAGCCCAGCUCCCUGGAGCUCUUCCGGACCAAGGUGAACGCACUCACGUACGCGGAGGUGCUGCGACUGCGCCAGACUGAGCGGCUGCAUCAGGAGGGCACACUGGCCCCUCCCAUACUGGAGCUUCGGGAGAAGCUGAAGCCAGAGCUCAUGGGCCUGAUCCGCCAGCAGCGUCUGCUCCGCCUCUGCGAGGGCACUCUCUUCCGCAAGAUCAGCAGCCGGAGACGCCAGGACAAGCUGUGGUUCUGCUGCCUGUCCCCCAAUCACAAAGUGCUGCAGUACGGGGACGUGGAGGAUGGUGCCAACCCACCUGCCCCCGAGAGCCUCCCAGAACAGCUCCCAGUGGCUGACCUCAGGGCACUACUGACCGGCAAAGACUGCCCCCACGUCCGGGAGAAAGGCUCAGUGAAGCAGAACAAGGACCUCUAUGAGCUAGCUUUCUCAGUCAGCUAUGACCACGGGGAGGAGGAGGCGUACCUCAACUUCAUCGCCCCCUCCAAAAAGGAGUUCUACCUGUGGACGGAUGGGCUGAGCACCCUGCUGGGCAGUCCCAUGGGCAGUGAGCAGACACGGCUGGACUUGGAGCAGCUGCUGACCAUGGAGACCAAGCUGCGCUUGUUGGAGCUGGAGAACGUGCCCAUCCCUGAGCAGCCACCCCCGAUUCCCCCGCCCCCCACCAACUUCAACUUCUGCUAUGACUGCAGCAUCACGGAACCCUGA